UUAUCACCUGACAAUGACAUUCUUAUCAUUAGCCGUCAAAACAUUGUGAAACAAAAAGCAAUAUUGUAGUCUUAUUUUUGCAUUGUGCAUUAAACAAUUCAGAUAAUCACAGAGAGCUGUUGUGUACGGUUAACAUGUGCAACGACUUGGAGUUGUUCUUCAAGCCGAUAGUGUUGGUGACGGGGUUCGGGCCGUUCCUGGGGCACCCCGUGAACGCGAGUUGGGAGGCGGUUAAGCUGAUGGACAAGGAGGCGCUGGAGAAGCAGCACAACAUCGAGCUGGUGACGCUGGAGCUGCCCGUCACCUACAGCAACGUCGACGAGUUCGUGCCGGCGCUGUGGGACACGCACGAGCCUAAGCUGAUGGUCCACGUGGGCGUGUCUCGAGUGGCGGAGUGCCUCACGCUGGAGACGCAGGCGCACCGCAAGGGCUACCAGCGGCAGGACUACCUCGAGCAGUGUCCCGCCAACCACUGCUGCGCGGCGCCCGGUGGCGGCGCCGUCAGGCUGCACACGAAGCUGGAUGUCUCCAGGAUAUGCGCCGAGCUCAACCAGGACGAGGAGCUAACUGCCGUCGAGUCCAAGGACGCGGGCCGAUACCUAUGCGAGUACAUCUACUACACAUCCCUCGCCGCCGACAGCACGCGCACCCUGUUCGUGCACGUCCCCGACACGGACGUGUGGGACACGGCGCGCGUCACCAGAGGCCUCGAGCGCAUCGUCGCACUCUGUCUCACGCAGCUGCGCGAGCGGGACGGCGUCAACGACACCGCUGGGAAGAUGGCUGAAGUUAGCUUACAAGAUACUAACGAGGUUUAA
Cydia splendana is the source of this 818-nucleotide messenger RNA. Its product is annotated as pyroglutamyl-peptidase 1. NCBI's taxonomy places the organism in Eukaryota, Metazoa, Arthropoda, Insecta, Lepidoptera, Tortricidae. The transcript has 3 exons. The record is from RefSeq and is a predicted model, not a curated record. Gene Ontology annotation, biological process: proteolysis. Gene Ontology annotation, cellular component: cytosol. The coding region runs from base 135 to 818 and encodes 227 amino acids. Gene Ontology annotation, molecular function: pyroglutamyl-peptidase activity.